AUGGGGAACAAUUCUGAGUUGAUUGAGUCCUUGCUACGUCAGAUGUCUUCUACAUUCAAGAUUCGAGAUCUGGGCAGACCUAGUUUUUUCCUGGGCAUUGAGGUAUUGGCUUAUAACAGUGGUCUCUUGCUCUCUCAGAAGCGUUACAUGCUGGAUAUCUUAGCCCGGGCUGGAAUGACUGACUGCAAAGCUCUAGCAACACCAGCUACUGUGUCUACAACCGCUGUCCCAAGUGCUGAGCCUUUUGACAAUCCAACUCAGUAUCGCCGUAUUGUCGGUGCCCUUCAGUAUCUUACUAUUACUCGGCCUGAUCUUUCCUACUCAGACAAUCGUUUGUGUCAGUUUAUGCAUUCACCGACAGAGGAACACUGGGGUCUACUCAAGCGGGUUUGUCGUUAUGCUAAAGGGACGCUUGAUCUGGGACUACAUCUCACUCCGUCCACCCGCUUUGACAUCCAUGCAUACUCUGACUCAGAUUGGGCCGGGUGUCCAGUUGACAGGAAGUCUACUAGUGGUUAUGCCGUUUUUAUUGGUAACAAUCUCAUAUCGUGGGUCUCACGCAAGCAGCGUACAGUUGCUUGUUCGUCUACCGAGGCUGAGUACAAAGGCCUUGCCGAUGUUGCGGCUGAAGUUACUUGGUUGGUGUCGUUGCUUAAUGAACUCCGGUUACACUCAGGCCAGCCGGCAACCCUCUGGUGUGAUAAUCUCGGUGCUACUUAUCUGGCUGCUAAUCCCGUCUUUCACGCAAGAACCAAGCAUGUUGAAAUCGACUAUCACUUCGUCCGAGAUAAGGUUGCUUCAGGAGAUUUGGUAGUCAACUUCGUGUCUACUCAGGAACAGUUGGCGGACAUCUUUACUAAACCACUACCAGUGAGACGUUUUCAAGCUCUGCGCUCCAAGCUCAAUGUUGCUGCCUAUCAACCUUGUGCUUGA
Molecule: messenger RNA, 933 nt
Organism: Ipomoea triloba (trilobed morning glory)
Lineage: Eukaryota; Viridiplantae; Streptophyta; Magnoliopsida; Solanales; Convolvulaceae
Exons: 1
Coding region: 1-933 (310 amino acids)
Source: RefSeq, a predicted model, not a curated record